AUGAGCGCGAAACAAAUGCAUGUGUGUGAUGACCGUCCGCGCGAAGUGGGGGGCGUCAACACCUUACCUAAUGGGUUCCAACCCUACCAAGCUGCCAUCGGUGUUGAGCCCCUCUCUCCCCCCUCUCUCUCCCCCCUCUCUCCCCCCUCUCUCUCUCUUAGAGAGAGCCCCCCCCCUCUCUCUCCCCUCUCUCUCUCCCCCCUCUCUCUCUCCCCUCUCUCUCUCCCCUCUCUCUCUCCCCUCUCUCUCUCCCCUCUCUCUCCCCUCUCUCUCUCCCCCCUCUCUCUCCCCUCUCUCUCUCUCUUCUUCUGCCAGCUGUAUGGUGCUGAAGCUCUGGGAUUGGGGGUGAUUGAUAUUGGCUGCCUGUCUGCUCUGGCAGCCGAGGAGCAGGUAAUGGAGGCUGGCCUGGGCUUCAUCCAGGCGCCUGGUGUCACCGCUCUUGUGUUGCAGCUAGAGGGUGGUCAUGCUCUCUCUACCGGUACCAGCAUGGGGUCAAAGACCAUUGCUCUUCUUGACCUGGCCGAUCCCGAUUGGCCUGCCUUUGACACGGCCUGGACUGGCACUGACCUUGCCAAUGCAUCCCAGGCCACCGAGCAGGUUUGCGCCCUGCACCUCUCUCUCUCUCUCACACACACCCACCUCGUCCUGCCUAGUGCUGCUGCCUGCACGUCCUUUGACAAGCACAACACACGCUCAUUCAUGCGGCGCUUGCUGGCUGCCAGCAGCCAGCUGGAUGCCCCCAUCAGCGUUUUACUGCCGCAGCAGUCCGCCCUCAUUACCACGGGCACGAGCGCCUCAGGUUCCCUCGUCACUCUGGCCAGCCAUGCAAAGGAAACCCGAGACGCCGCGCGGAUCGAUGUGCGCAUCGACGCAAGCGCAAACACCCUGCAGCUCAUCGUGCAACCCGUUGGCACCACCUCCCUUUCAACCUUCAACCUCUCCCUCAUCGACUUGGCUGCCGGUACCACCCUGUCCCACUUUCAUGACCUCGUCCCGGGUGAGGCAAUUGCUACUGCACUGUCUGAAGCGGCUUGGUCGUCAUUGCAAAGGCGGCGCCUAGCAGCACGGCUGGAGCGCCCACAGGCUCAAAGCGACCUUACUGCGCCCCUCAACCCCUUUCCUGUUUUCGUCAGCGAGCCCCUGAUUCCUACACUUGCUGAGCACGCUACAAUGGAGCAACCAGUGGCCACAAACUGGGCCCAUCGUGCCUUUUCCCCUGUACGCGGCCAGUUGAGCCUUUCCAUCGAUGAUGAUCGAUUUAUCGUGAUCAACGACAACCACACCUCUUCCGUUGUUCACCAGCGCGCAGGCUCUACGGUGCCCUACGACCCUGCCGGCCUGAACCUGAACCUCGUUUUGCGCAAAACCCACCUGACAAAUUCUUGGCUAGAAACGCAACCCCUCGUGACGCGCAUUCUUGACGAAAAUGAUCACCCUCCCACCCUUGCGGCCAGCACAAACUGGCGGCUGGUCGAAAAUCAAACAGCACUGCAAACCGCCGGCCUGCUACAUCUCACAGACUUGGAUGCAGCGCUGGCCCAGCCCUCUCUAACGGUGCUUGCGCCCUACACGGACAACUUUUCCUUUUCAUUGCAAGCGUACAAUGCGACAAACCGAACAUGGACGUUUGCCAUUGCCAGCGCAGCCAGUUGGGAUCGUGAAGCAGGCGCCACUCUCUCCGUUGCGUUUCAAGCUGAUGAUGGUCUGCACACGACCACAAUGGGUGUGACCAUAUCUCUCGUUGACGUGAACGACAAUGCCCCAGAGUUUGCCCUUGACCCGGCAGCUCUGGCCGCCCCGUUGAGCAGUGUUCAAGCCUACCAGGCUGUUGUCAAUGAAACUCUGAGCGUGAACAGCUUGUUGCUUGUUGGUACAGCAAUGGAUCGGGAUGUGGGAGACAACGCCCGUUUAGCCAUUGCCGUAGAUACGAGCCGCAUCGACUGUGAUGCCAAUGCCGCCACUUUCUUCCAGCCCUCACUCGUCCAUACGAAUGCGACAUUUGCCCUGGUAACCGUGCGCUUGCAGCGGCUGCUGGAUUAUGAAACACAACGUCAGCAUACUUUAUGCCUGGCCCUGCGUGACUAUGGUCGCCCGAGCGCCCACUCCACCAUUCUCCGGCUUACCGUUGUCGUGCAAGACGUGCCCCUCGAAGUCCAACUUCAAGCACUUGCGCCCUUGGCAAAUACCGGCCACAUUCUCUACCUUCUGAACCACAACAACGAGCAAAACCCAGCAGAUGAACUCCGCCUCGAGUAUGCCGUUGGUUCAACCUUGCCCGCAGACUGCCUGUUGAGCGACUGGCGCCCAUCUUCUCCCUGUGUCAUGAGCAACGGUGCCUUUUUGGAUCGCAUCAACGGCCACGACUGCACACCCAAUGCUACUGGAGCCGGCCCCUUCUAUCGCCUUGAGCGCCGUCUCAUCGAGCAAGUCCGCGACUACGACGGCUGGGGUCAAGACUGCCCCCGUCUCGAUGUACCCCUGCAUCGCUCCGAAACCGCCCGAUGGUCAUCCUUACCUUUGGCCUUUCGUCGACGCUACCCACAGUCUUGGCAAGUGGGCCAAGCCUACACCGUCCGGCUGGCGAUAUGCGAGCCUAUUACCUGUGCCGCAGCAGCCGCUGCGACCGCCAUCGAUGCUGCACCUUGGCCAAGCACACGCGAACACUGGUCCGCAGAAGCUGCCGUCAACCGCCGGCCUCGUAACGGCUAUCUUCGCAACGACCCAGCACGAGAUGGCUGGGUAGGUAUUGGCGGUCGCUGGGACCCGCAGUCGCCAUGGCUUCAAAAUAUGAGCCGUGCCUCCGCAGUUGGCACCUACAGCAACCCAUGGAUGUCAUGUCCCACUGCCAACAACUGCCUCGUUUCGCGUGGAAGCCACAACAGUCCAGCGUCCUUGCCGCCCGGCCCAACUCCAGUCCAUGCCCGAGUGCGCGCAAACGGGACAAUUGUUCACGCUACAAGCACUCUCGCUUUGGUCCCUUUUGACUCGGCUGCCACUUGGGCUGUGGAAGACGUGCUCGACAGCUGGCCGACUGCUGAGGCUGAGGUUUGGUUGAGCCGCAAUGGCUCUGCGGAUGGCUGUCUCCCCUGUACCACCAUACCUUGUGCCCCUUGCUAUCCGCCUAUAGCCUGGUUCUUCCACUGCUCCCAUACGCUGGGUCCACACAACUCUGAUGCCACGACACCCAGCUGCUCCCCGGCCAACACCAGCACUGUGGCCGAAGACUGGCCUGCUUUCGAUCUCUGGGCGCUGACGCUGCAGAAUCUAACCACCGGCAAGCACGUGUUCAGUGCGAGUGCAUCGAGCAAUGCUUCCUCCACAACACCGGGAUCUGUCACAGUCCGGCUGAAUGUUGAUCUGGAAGCUCCGCGACUGCUUUGGACGGACUGGCCAGAUAACUUUGCUGUUGCAUCAUCGGCCAUUGCCUUUCGCUUUUGGGCGUCAGAAGUGCUGGGGAGCAUUACUUGCAUGCUCAAUAGUACGGUGCUUGACAUGUGCACCACGCUUGAGCCCGAUGCCGAACAACAGUACACCCUUCAGGUCGCGGGCAUCGCGGAUGGCGCCUGGCAUCUGGAGAUUAUUGGAUCUGAUCUCGCUGGCCACCUGGCACAAGCCAACUUGUCGGCCGAUUUUGUUGUGGAUACUCAAGCCCCCGAGGUCCAACUCGUGUCCUGGCCCGACGACAUUUCUUCCCCAAUUGGUGGCCUUACGCGCAUGGUAGGGCCGAAAACCCUGGCUGUUCAGGCCAGUGAAAUGGCUGCGGGCUUUUGGUGCCGACAUACCGUGGUGACCGAAGACGCUGGAUUGCAAGCGUGUUGUGCAGGCGUCACAGCCACAGAUGAUUGUCUUGCAAUCUGUCACAGUGGCACCCUGUUCAAUGCUAGCGCCCCACAACAUUUCAACUCGGAAUGUUUUGCGGAUGGCACGUCAGCACUAGCCAAUCAUUCGACCUAUCAGGAAUUAACUGGACUCACAUACGAACGCUCGGCUCCUGGGGCGUAUGAAGAGCCAGAUACCGGCAUCAAGACCCACGACCAGCGCCUUGCACUUCAGCAAGCUCUUGAGUUGAUUCACAUGUCUGAUCUAUCUGCCAACGGCCUCGACGAACCAGGGUAUAUUGAUGUCGGAGAAGAAACUGUAACAGAUGGCUUUGCUGAAGCGGAGCCCUCAGCGUUAGAUGCUUACGGUGAUGACGAUGACGACGAGGACGAUGAUGAUGAUGAAGAGUUCAUCUAG
Molecule: messenger RNA, 4236 nt
Organism: Monosiga brevicollis MX1
Lineage: Eukaryota; Choanoflagellata; Craspedida; Salpingoecidae
Gene: MBCDH4
Exons: 7
Coding region: 1-4236 (1411 amino acids)
Biological process (GO): homophilic cell-cell adhesion
Cellular component (GO): plasma membrane
Molecular function (GO): calcium ion binding
Source: RefSeq, a predicted model, not a curated record